Molecule: messenger RNA, 1902 nt
Organism: Penicillium daleae
Lineage: Eukaryota; Fungi; Ascomycota; Eurotiomycetes; Eurotiales; Aspergillaceae
Product: putative succinyl-CoA synthetase subunit alpha
Exons: 8
Coding region: 1-1902 (633 amino acids)
Biological process (GO): tricarboxylic acid cycle
Cellular component (GO): mitochondrion; succinate-CoA ligase complex (ADP-forming)
Molecular function (GO): succinate-CoA ligase (GDP-forming) activity; succinate-CoA ligase (ADP-forming) activity
Source: RefSeq, a predicted model, not a curated record
AUGGGGAUGCGCUGGACUAGACGGUUCUCGACUUCCCCGCGAACAGCUGAUUAUGCGGAUACGCUGCCAAAUCUGAAGAUUGGUGCUCAUACGCGCGUCUUGUUUCAAGGAUUUACUGGAAGACAGGCGACUGCCAACGUCAAAGAAUCCUUGGAAUGGGGCACCAAGAUUGUGGGUGGCGUCAAGCCUGGUGUCGAGGGAGAGCAUCUGGGGCUUCCGGUGUUUCCCUCUGUGAAAGUGGCCCAGAAGAAAGCCAAGCCUGAUGCUUCUGCCAUCUACGUGCCCGGAAACCAGACUGCGCAGGCUAUUGAAGAGGCCAUCGAGGCGGAAAUCCCUCUCGUGGUAGCAGUGGCGGAACACGUCCCCAUCCAUGACAUUCUCCGGUCCAAAACCCGUCUUGUUGGCGCAAACUGCCCCGGUAUAAUCUCCGCCAUUGGCAAAUGUCGUAUCGGCUUCCAGCCUUUGCCGUGUUUCGCGCCAGGUAACGUCGGCAUCAUAGCCAAGUCAGGAACGCUGAGCUAUGAAACUGUCGCGUCCACAACGCGAGCUGGUCUCGGUCAGAGCCUGUGCAUCAGUAUGGGUGGUGAUGUGUUGGCCGGUACCAACUUUGUCGACGCGCUGAAGAUCUUUGAACACGAUGACGAUACCCAAGGUAUCAUUCUCGUCGGUGAGAUUGGAGGUACUGCGGAGAUGGAUGCGGCUGAGUGGAUCAAGGACUACCGACGGAGAACUGCUGAUCCCAAGCCCAUCAUGGCUCUUGUUGGUGGUCUGGAGGCACCUCCAGGACGGAUCAUGGGACAUGCGGGGGCUUGGGCUGCACCUGGUGAACCCGAUGCUCAGACCAAAUACCAGGCUCUGGAACGGGCUGGGGCGGUCAUGGUCAACCAUCCCGAGAAGUUUGGCGAGGGAAUGAAGACCCUACUGGGUAACAGAGCCACCCGACCAGGAACAAGCGUGGGUUCAUACAGAUCGGCUGUCCAGCAAAGGCGUAACCUGUCCAUCAAACCGUUUCAGGCACUCGAUAUCCUGAAGCAAAGGUCGAUCGCCGUCAGCGAAACGGCCUCGGACUCCGACGGAUCAGUCUCCAUCUCAGUGGAUAGAACAGCCUUGUCCCCGUGCAUCGUGGCAUCUUCGGGUCCUAAGUUUGAGCCAGCUCGAUCUCGCAAGUUUCCCUUCAGCUACAGUCUGGACACUUUUGAAAACAACGCGGUCAUCCCCGAGGUGGCGGCUUACUUGAGUCUACCCAUCUCAGCCCAGGGCAAGCUGGCUAGCCUGGUUCAGGCGUUGUGGGAGAUCUUCAAGGAGAAGGAGGCCUUUGUUUUGGAGACUCGCAUCGGGCUCUCUACGGAGGGUAGUUUGGAAGUCCACAGUGCCCACUUUGGAUUUGAUGAUGCAGCUUAUCGCAGCGCCGGGCGUCAGGAAGACAUUCACAGUUUGCGAAACAAAGCGGAGGAGGUUCCGGAAGAGGUCGAGGCUGAGAAGGAUGGAAUCGUCUACGUCAAGUACGAUCAUAAUGCCCGCAUGAACGGCGCUGGCCUUGCCAUGAACACAGUCGACGCUCUCACCAUCCACGGCGGACAGUGCGCCAACUUCCUCGACACUGGCGGCAAAGCUACCUCCGAGACCGUCAAGUCGUCCUUCCGAAUUAUCUGCUCCGACCCCCGCGUGAAGGCUGUCUUUGUCAAUAUCUUCGGUGGAUUGACGCGCUGCGACAUGAUUGCAGAGGGUAUCAUUAUGGCAUUCCGUGAUCUGGAUAUGCAAGUGCCUGUUGUUGUGAGACUGCGUGGGACUAAUGAGGAGCUUGGUCAGAAGAUGAUUGCUGAAAGCGGACUCCCUCUACAUGCAUUUGAUGGAUUUGAAGAUGCGGCCAAGAAGGUGAUUUCUUUGGCUAACAGCGAAUAG